AUGGUCGAUGCAAAAAGUCUGCACCAGAUUAUCCUCGACACUGGCCACCACCAACCCGCCGCGGAUCAAGGGUUCACCGCGGGUGCCUCCGCCGCUGCAAUGCCUAUGAGUGGGCCUCUACCGCCGCCGCCGUUAGGUCUCAGGCUCGACGGUGGUCAGGAAAUGGCCACCAACAAGCGGACGCACCACCAACAAUCGUCGAUGCUUGGUGCAGCCCAAGCGCAACAACAACCGAUCGUUGUUGAUCACAACCUGCGCAAUCAUGCGGAAAAGGUGUGUACUACUUCAAGGGAGCAGAGGCAGAGGCACAUCAGUAUGAUGAUAUCCACCGUGGUGGCCAGGGCGAGGAAGCAGCUCGAGGCCAAGGACCAGGAGAUCGAGUGGAUCAGGAGCAUGAAUUGGGCACUCAAGGAGCGCAUCAGGAACCUCCACAUCGAGGCUCAGGCGUGGCGCAACGUUGCGCAGUCCAACGAGACCGUGGCCAAUGUUCUCCGCGCCGACCUUCAGCAAGUGCUCGAGCAGCAAGCGGUUCGUGGCAGUGGCAGCAACGACAGUGAGGACGCCGCCGGAUCGUGCUGGGGGGAGAAACAUGUGGCUUUUUGCAGGGAGGAGCAGGAGGAGGAGGAGGGUGAGACGCCAGGAGUGGAGCCCCGAGUGACAGAAGUCGAAAUGUGCAAGGGGUGCGGGCAGAGCGCCCCCGUUGUGCUAGUGUUGCCGUGCAGACACCUCUGCGUGUGUGCGCCAUGCGCAGAAGCGGCACAGGUAUGCCCAUCGUGCAUAUGCGUCAAGACUGGUAGUAUCAGCGUCAACUUCUCGUGA
This is a messenger RNA of Triticum urartu, 819 nucleotides long. Lineage: Eukaryota; Viridiplantae; Streptophyta; Magnoliopsida; Poales; Poaceae. The record is from RefSeq and is a predicted model, not a curated record.